Aureobasidium namibiae CBS 147.97 is the source of this 1653-nucleotide messenger RNA. RefSeq lists its product as uncharacterized. The record is from RefSeq and is a predicted model, not a curated record. The coding region runs from base 1 to 1653 and encodes 550 amino acids. The transcript is spliced from 3 exons. Lineage: Eukaryota; Fungi; Ascomycota; Dothideomycetes; Dothideales; Saccotheciaceae.
AUGGCGACGACGAAUGGCUCGUCGGGCUACGGCACGCCGCAGCGUGAUGGCACCAUGUCAAUGCCUGCCAACAAUGGCACUCCCUUGUCGCAUACAACCCCCGACGACGCGACGGGCAUGGGAGCAUACCCCGCUGCCACGAAUGGCAGGAAACGCAAGGCCGAUGGCACCUCGUCGCGCGGUGUCGCCAACCUGACGCCCGAGCAACUGGCUAAGAAGAGGGCAAACGACCGCGAGGCUCAGCGCGCCAUCCGUGAACGCACGCGCAAUCAGAUCGAGACGCUGGAGCGGCGCAUCAAGGAACUCGAGAGCCAACAGCCCUUCCAGGAGCUGCAGAAUGCCCUCCGCCAGCGCGAGCAGGUCCAGGCCGAGAAUGAUGACCUCAAACGCCGUAUGCAGACCAUCUUCUCAUUGCUGCAGCCCGUUGCUGCCUCGCAGGGUCUGAAUGGUAGCAACCUUGCUACUGCUACCGCCCAACAGAGUCCCUUGCCCCUGCCGACGCAUCAUCCACAACAGGCCUCUCAACCCCCACCUCAAGCCCUCAUGUAUCCUGCACAACCACCCAACCUGUAUGACCAACCCCCCUUUGCUCAACACCAUCUCCACCCCGACCUUCGCAACCUCCAACCCAACCAACAACCACAACAACCGCCCCGUCAAAAUCAAUCUCCAGCCAGCGCUGCAAGACAGUACGCCCAAGCUGCCCAAGCCGCUCAGCUACAACAGCAGCAACAGCAGCAGCAACAGCACCCACAACAGCAGCAGCGCUUCUCACCCCACCAACACUUCCAGCCCGCACUUGCCCCUGCUCCCGUAUCUCAGCACCAACACCAUCAGCUCGUCCCAGAAAUGCCCUCGCAGAGCUUCGGAAACUUCCUCGUUGAGGAUCGCAAGAUGCGCCCAGCGUCGCCAGCAGUGCGUGAUUUGAUGCCUACCCCCACCGCAGACAUGCCAAUCCAUCUGCGUCUACCUCGUAAUCAGGAAGCCACCAACGCGCUGGACAGCGUCAUGUUAGAUUUCAUGACGGAGCGUCGGAAAGCUGCAGCACAAGGCACGCCAUCUUCCUCAUUGGUUGGCCCGGCCUAUCCUUCCAUAUCCUCCCUCUUGAAUCCGGCUCGAGCACCCAAAUCACACCCUCUCAGCAAGCUCUUCACCGACGUCCUGGCCAACCUUCCCGAGAUUGAUCAGAUUCCGGAGCAAGUCGCUUGCUUGUACAUCAUGUUCCUUGUCAUGCGCUGGCGCAUUGCUCCUACCCAGGAGAACUUCGAACGUCUACCCGACUGGAUCCGUCCCAUCCGAUCACAACUUGAAGUCAGCCAUCCUAUCUGGUUUGACAACGUGCCAUGGCCUUGGAUGCGCGAAAAGAUGAUAAAAAACGCCGCAGGAUACCCAAACGAGCGCUAUGGCCCUCUGUACUGCCAGAGUCUAUCAUUGAAUUGGCCAUAUGACCCUCAGCAAUGUCUUUUGCCGCGCGCGAACAGCGUCCAGGGUGCCGAAGCUACUUCAGCCGCUGUUCUGGACGAUCAUGAGGAGUUCAUGAUCAACCCUGUCUUCGAGUCUCACAUGCGCAAUCUCAGCAACUGGUCUGUCGGACCCGCCUUCGCCAAUGCUAUGCCAGAGCUUGUUGAAGGCGUUCCAAUCAAGGAAAGGUAA